Molecule: messenger RNA, 2194 nt
Organism: Pseudo-nitzschia multistriata
Lineage: Eukaryota; Bacillariophyta; Bacillariophyceae; Bacillariales; Bacillariaceae
Source: the annotation of a GenBank genome assembly
GUAUGAAGGAUGAAGGAAUGAAAACGUACAAAUAUGGUUUGUGCUUGCGUUCGACCUGCUCCAAUUCAGGAGCAUCUAAAAUAUAGAAAACAAUAAUAUGCAACAUUGGAGAUGUGAUGAAGGCUGGAAAACCAUCUAAUGUACGGUCUGCAUCAAAGGCGAGUUUUGACGCUUCAACGAACGUUUCACACUUGAGGGCAGGUGCUUUGAAUUCUGGUGAAACGAGAGAGACAACUAAGGCCCCAAAGCCAUUAGAAAUUUUAACUGCAUCAAACUCUAGACUCAGUUUUCCCACGAGUUUCUGGGAACCAGGAGUUCGCAGGGAUCCCGUUCUUGCCACCAUUCAAAAUGCUCACGAUGAGAUUAGUGACAGAGGUGUAGUGAUUAAAUUGAAAAAUGCUAGGCCAUCUGAAAUUCGAGCAGCAUUGAAGGCUAGCCGUGCCGCUGUCAAGGCUGAAUUAGAACAGCAGAAGGCUGAUAAAGAUAAACAACAGAGUUUGGUUAAGGAGCAACAAGGGGCUUACGUGAAAAUGAACAAAAUCAGAGCGGAGAUUGAAGCAAUCAAACAAAAGGAGACUAAAGAAAAAGGAUUCACGACGACUGAUAACGGUGGAUGGGAUAGGGGAAAAUUCUCAAGCAGCAAUCGUAUGGCCCCUUCCCCUCAAAAAGCUAGUGAAAGCGACGAGAGAGGGGUAGUCAAUAAUUUCAAAGAAUUUAGAAAGUUCAGUCUUCGAGAGACAAUCAGGGGAUCAACAGGAGGAAAGAUUUUGGUGAGCUCACCAAACGUAGUAUCUGAGAUGCAACGAAGAACCAGUAAAAAUGAUCGAUCAUUCUAUUCAGAUCAAUCAAAAUCGACAGAUCACCAACCAUCGUUGUCUACCUCAGAAGUUCCAAAAGUGCGUGAAACUCCGACUCGUAGUCUACCGAUGACUGCCCGGAGAGGUUCUACCUCUCCGAUAAAACAACGGCUGUUUCUAGCAAGGGAGGGAGACGAGAAACAUAAUCUAGAAGCCCAACGAAAAAAGCUAGAAGAAGCCAAAGGCUAUUUUGAUGAAGGAUAUCAGCUCUGUUGGAAAUUUCAAGACUCUCGUCGUGUGAGUGCGAUUUCUUUUUGUCGAGGAAAGCCAGAUUGCGAUCACAAUUCAAAUUUUGACGACUCUCUUAUUGAAAAACGAUGUUACAUUUCUUUUCUCAACAAACCUUUUAAUUCGAAUUUGAUUUUAAAUAAUGAUUUUCAGGCGUUAGAGCAAUAUCGAAAGGCAUUGACGGUGAGAGAGGGUCUACUGGGAAAAUACCAUGACGAAACAGGCAGGUAAGAAUCAUCCAAUAUACUUUGAUCGGAAAAUCACUAUCUUCUGGUCAUCUCCGCAGAUGGUUUAGUCGGACGCUAAAUUUGCUUUGUCAUCUAUUUUUGUUUCUCUCAAGAACCUAUUAUUGGAUUGGUCGGUCACUUUGUAAGCUUAAGGAACACGAUGAGGCCCUUGUCGCUCUCUCUAGAUCGUUGCGUAUUUUUGUUCGUGUCAUGGUAACAAACCAGAAGUACUUAACCUGGACGGAAGUUGCUAUAGAUGAGGUCUUCAAGACCAUGGGUGCCACCCAAGCAUGUCACGAUUCGUUCAAGGCUGGAAUUGAUGCAAGUAUUGCUCACGAAAUCAAAGGGGACGACUUCACGAAGAGUAAGAAGUACGCACAAGGUAAGGCAGAUGUGUUAUAGUAAUUCUAUUGAUUUGCGAUGAAACUUCAAAGAACUAAGUAGAAAAUCUUGUGAAUCUCUUAUUAAAGCUAUUGCUGAGUACCGUAUGGCGAUCGAAACGAUUCAAAACCUUCAUCCUGAUUCUGCAGACUUACAUAGCAAGAUUGCUAUCAUUCUACGCGGAAUGGGAGAAAUCGAGAAGUCUCUUGAAGAGAAUAAGUCGGCUCUUGAAAUAUACGAGUUAUCGCUUGGGCCAGAGCAUCCUGAAACGGUGAGGGCUCGUAACCGGACAUUAAGAAAGAAACGACUGAACCAACUGUCAUUGGCACUGGAAGAAAAGUUGAAUACGGGAAGCUAAAACAUCCUGCAACAUUCAAUGAGAGAUCAAAUGUAACGCAUUUUGUGUUCUUCGGGAUAUUAUAUGGUUGCCGUUAGAGCAACUACAAUAUCCUGUAAAUUUAAUUUCACAAGGUCUCUCUGAAAUAAUGAGUGACAUGUGCA